CACAUUUGAAUAAAAAAAAGAAUAAUUAGAAUAAUCAGAGUUUCCAUAUUUGCAAUAACAGUGGCGGAUCCAGAGAUUUUUUAUUCCAAUGAAUGAUAUUGUAUUUUUUGUUCAACAUGUAGGGAGAGGGUGAAUUAAGUUUUUAUAAACUGUGCCCAAUCCCGUUGUAAUAUUUGAUAUAAAAUAAAUUAAUGAAUUAUAAGAUAAAUCUAAUAACUCAUUUAGUAAAUGAGACAAAGAAAAGAUUAAUGGGAUGUCGAAAAAAAUAUGGUAUGAAUUGAUGAAAAGUGUAAAGGUUGCGUUGCUGAUGGAAAUACCCGCGAAUCCUCCGUCACAUGAUCAAUUUAGCUCAUGCGACUUUUUUAUCAAAUGGAAAAUGGAGGGACGAACUACAGCAUGUGUGAUAUGUGCUGCAAUAGUGAUGAUGACACUUCAAGAUUUUUAUACUUUUGCUAAAAUUAUGGAUGUUGCGCAGUGUCCAAGAUGUCUGAACAAACGUGGAGUUGUAACGUGUAAAACUUACAAGAACAAUUGUGUCAGUGUUUUCCUUAAUCGUGCCAGAACCCAAAUCCGUGAAAUUCGCGUCCCUAUGUGUACUAUCGAUAUUGUGGUCAACAGAAAGUGGGAGUCCCUUACUGACUUUCCAGUAGUGCGGGACAUUAGGGGACAUCAAUGUGCCAGUGUAUUCAAUAUGCCUACUGAAGAGUCCAAGAUGUUGGCCACCACUACAAUACCAUCCACUUCAUCAGCAAAUACACAAGGGAGGGCUUGGAUUGGGCCAGCGUCAUUGAAAAGUACAACUCAAGAUAUGCCUACUGAAGAGUCCAAGAUGUUGGCCAUCUUUACAGUGCCAUCCACUUCAUCAGCAAAUACACAAGGGAGGGCUUGGAUUGGGCCAGCGUCAUUGAAAAGUAAAACUCGAGAUAUGCCUACUGAAGAGUCCAAGAUGUUGGCCACUUCUACAAUACCAUCCACUUCAUCAGCAAGAACACAAGGGAGGGCUUGGAUUAGGCCAGCGUCAUUGAAAAGUACAACUCAAGAUAUGCCUACUGAAGAGUCCAAGAUGUUGGUCAUCUUUACAGUGCCAUCCACUUCAGCAAAUACACAAGGGAGGGCUUGGAUUGGGCCAGCGUCAUUGAAAAGUAAAACUCGAGAUAUGCCUACUGAAGAGUCCAAGAUGUUGGCCACUUCUACAAUACCAUCCACUUCAUCAGCAAGAACACAAGGGAGGGCUUGGAUUGGGCCAGCGUCAUUGAAAAGUACAACUCGAGGGUUACAAUUAUCUACCGAAGAAUUUGACGUGCCUGGGACCGCAGGUGUUUUUGCCUGGGCAGUUGUCACAACACUUGCCAUUAUUCUGAUUGUGAUAAGGCAUCUUUUGCUUUCGAAAAUAAAAUGCUGCUGUAGAAGGCAAGUCAACCAUCUUCCUAGAACACCAUCACCACCUUCAACACCGUGCACUCGUGAAACUGUAGAGCAGAUAAGAAUGCAUUUAUUGCACACACCAUCUUUCAUUGCUACCACCCCCAGCAGUUUAUCGGCGUCAACCCCCAACACAGUAGUUUCAGUAACUCGACCUCUCCUUGGUGAUAAUGACGAUGAACCUAUUUCACAACGUACCAGGGCUAAAAGUGUCGCGAAGAGACUUAGCCUGUAAUUUCUUU
Messenger RNA from Ostrea edulis (European flat oyster), 1664 nucleotides. Its product is annotated as mucin-2-like. Lineage: Eukaryota; Metazoa; Mollusca; Bivalvia; Ostreida; Ostreidae. The transcript is spliced from 8 exons. Bases 254 to 1657 code for a protein of 467 amino acids. The record is from RefSeq and is a predicted model, not a curated record.